Messenger RNA from Eimeria tenella, 279 nucleotides. RefSeq names its product Importin subunit alpha, related. NCBI's taxonomy places the organism in Eukaryota, Apicomplexa, Conoidasida, Eucoccidiorida, Eimeriidae. The record is from RefSeq and is a predicted model, not a curated record. The coding region runs from base 1 to 279 and encodes 92 amino acids. The transcript has 2 exons.
AUGGUGUCUUUGGAGGCUUUGCAUGCAAUUUUAAAAACUGGAAAUAAAAUAAAAGAAAGAGAGGGUUUGGACUCAAACCCUUUUGUGGAUUUAAUUGAACAGGCCGACGGAGCUGCUGCCCUCGAGAGGCUCCAAGAAAGCAGCAACGACAGCGUCUUCAAAAAGGUCUUCGCCAUAAUUUCGACUUAUUUUCCCUAUGAAGAAGAUGAGCCAGUUGCUGCUGAGGGCCCCACAGCUUUCGGUGCUGAGGCUCCUCAGGGGGGUUUUAAGUUCAAUUGA